ACCGUUACGCUUUUACGCUUUUGUAAUUACGCUCGAAUCAAUCGCGACGAUUAUACUCGCAUUUGGUUGACGACGAAUCAGAUGUGCACACAUAAGAAGAUCAACGGCACGAUUUCGACGUUUCCGCUUCGUUUGUAAUAAAACAGAAACACAGUCGAACGUGUUUGUCCAACAGCUCCCUUUUGACAGCGAUUUUAUGAUUUUUUUUUUUUCUCACUCACUGUUGCACCGAAAUGACUCUUCUGCGAUUGAGGUUGGUCUAAUCAAGUUUUUUUUUUCUUUCUUUUACUACACACGCGUGUCGAUUUUUUUUUUUUUUUUUUUUUUGUUCUUUCUUUUUAUCGCGUUGACUCUCGCGACAACACCAAAAGAUUUCUCAUAUUAGGUCCGUAGACACUUGUCUUCCUGUCGUAAAUAAACAGUUGUUUUUUUUUUUUUUGUAAAAGAUCAAGGACAGGCGAUUCAAACGCUGACAUUUGCACACAGUAUACAUAGACGAUCGCUACAGCUUCAAAGCAGAUGAUUCAUCGCUUUAUUUGCUUCGAAGACCUCUUGAGGAAGAUUUAACCAGGAAAUCACAUUGCGGAGAAUAAUAAUGCGUAUCAUCCCGUGGUUCGAAGCGAAGCAGACGGUAUUGUUGGUCAUUUCUCUUACAGAAACUUCAUUUUGAUUGUGGAUUGUGUGUGUCACAUGCUUUUAUAUCCUUUCAUAUAUUUUUUUUUACAUGAAAAAAAAAAAAGUCAUCGUUCUAAAUGAGAAUACUUAGUCUAUUGCUGAAAAGGACAUAAUGGAAGAGUGCAAUGGUAAUUGCGGGUUUAUAUGCGACGAUUCCGAUGAGGAAGAUGAUUCUAGUCCCACGAAUUCGCCAGUGAUACCGCGGAGGAUCGUUCCGAGUCCGCCGUUACCACCGAGAAGACCCUCGCCGUCUCCAACGCCGAACAAUCAUCUCAGAAACGGACGUCACUUGACGGUGCCGAAGGAAAACGCUCCGCCGCCACCAGCGGUCAUAUUUAAUUAUGCCGACAACAAUCUACAAAGUAGUAAAGUAAUUACAAUUAAUAUAGAAGCGAGAUACGACAUGCUACAUCGCGCGACGUCGCCAGUUCCACCGAUACCGCCCGCGCCGUCGACGGCAAUAGUGAGGUCUUCUCACGUACGUCGGCCUCACGGGAAUCACGCGAGCACUCCGCAGCGACAACCGCAGCCACCGCCGACGUUGCCGGAAAAGACGUAUCGUGCCAUAGCGACGAGCUCGAUGACGAGUCAGACGACCGGCGAGACGAGCAACAAUGUGCCACCUGUGCCGCCACCUUUGUCAGCGCCGCGACCGCCGAAGACUUUGAAAGACGCUCGUCAAGAUCAUCAUUACGAAAACACGAUUGUGAUCUGCGGCACAGGUCAGCACGUUGUUAAGAAUAUCAACUUGGAGGCGAACAGAGCUCGCUUUACAGCACUGAUGAAGGCGAGGGACGAUCCCGGAGGUGGUGGCGCAAUCACCAAAUCGUCAGAGUCGGCGGCGUACGAAAACAUUAACGUCGAGCAUAUAACAAAACUGACGGCGCUCGGUUUCACCCAGGACAACGUGAUCAAGGCGCUCGGUAUCACCAGAAACGAUCUCGAGAUGGCAUGCGACAUAUUGCACGAAUUCGCCCCGAAAUCCUCCUGACCAGAGCCGAACACCGAGGUCUCAUGACCGGGCUUACCUGCUAGACGGUACUUCUGACAGGGAACGCGCAAGUCCCACCUCUGAUACAUCGCGCGUUCUCAACGAGUGAGUCGUUCCGUGUCGUCACGCGUACCGGGAGACUUGGCGAUGCUUUGUCAUAUGUUUUAAAACACUAACCAACGACAAAUCAUCACACAAAGUGGAGGAAACAAACGGAUUGCGGACGGUGAGAAAGCGCUGAAAGAAUCAUCACACAGAAGAAUAAUUGGAAGAAUUGCGCGAAUUGCUCCGGAGAACGUUCAAGUCAGAGAUCAUUUUUAUCGUACACGAACUUUUCUCUUCGCUACGUAAAAAAAAAAUAUAUAUAUAUAUAUAUUAAUAUAAUAUAUAAUUUCUGAGUGAAUUUUUGACGAAGCUCGUCCUCUCGUUCCUUGAAAAAAAAAAAAAAGAA
Molecule: messenger RNA, 2117 nt
Organism: Pseudomyrmex gracilis
Lineage: Eukaryota; Metazoa; Arthropoda; Insecta; Hymenoptera; Formicidae
Product: branchpoint-bridging protein-like
Exons: 4
Coding region: 788-1666 (292 amino acids)
Molecular function (GO): protein binding
Source: RefSeq, a predicted model, not a curated record